Acaulospora colombiana is the source of this 2859-nucleotide messenger RNA. The record is from the annotation of a GenBank genome assembly. NCBI's taxonomy places the organism in Eukaryota, Fungi, Glomeromycota, Glomeromycetes, Diversisporales, Acaulosporaceae.
AUGGGUAACAAACUUGAACCGACACCAUCACAAAUGGGCAUCAUAUCACCACACAACACUGACGGUAGUGAUUCAAACGUGGAAGGUGCAAAUGGCGCAGAGUUUUAUACGGGGAAUUCUCUCGAGGCCUCUGAUGGGGCAACUGUGGAAGAUUCCAAUGCAAGUGAAUUACACGACAUUGAAUAUUCCUCGGGCGGGGAAAAUAAUACACAAGGAAACAGUUAUACCGAACUGGAGGGCGAAUUUAAUUUAAAUACGUACGGCUCACCAAAUUUCGAUCCGACUAGCAAAUUCGAUAUCACAGAGCUUAGAGGGUCAAGCCGGCAGGAAUUUUUAGAUGCUGUCGGGGAGGAUAGUGUGUUUGACGACGAUAAUUUCUCCUUGAAUCUCUCGAUUCCGGUGCGAACUGAUAAUAAGCAAAAAUCAUCCAUUCUUAUGCCUUUAAGACACAAAAAGAUUGGCCCAUCGCUAAGACGAGAAAAUAUGAAACUACAAUUUGAUAAGAAUAAAAGGGACGAAUUACAUGUUUGCGAAGAUCAGAGACGCGAAGAGGAACAGCAGUUGCAGGUGCUGAGAGAACAGGAAUGGCGAGAGAUCAAUGGACAAAAACAAUCGCGUCAGGAGAAGGGUCGUUGCCAUGAGGAACGACAACAGCGCAAAGAACAACCAAAUCAGGAGCAACAUCGAAGGGAAAAAGAGUCUUUACUAAAAAAGCAAGAACAGAAAGAAGAGACGAUUAGGAGAGAACAAUUACUCCAGGAGAACGAAUGUCAACAGGAACAAUUGCGCAAAAGUAAGGAACAUCAAUUACAAAUGCAAAGACAAAGACAGCAGGAAUUUUCUUUAUUGGAAAAGGCACGUCAGGAACAUCAGAUACAGCAGUUUUUUCUUCAGCAUUCGCGACUCCCUUCACCCGCCAGAAGUUCCAAAGAUUCAUCGGAACCUCGAAUUGUGCCUACAGAAGAACCAGUCACACCAUUAAUUUCAAUGAAGACAUGUUAUCUACCAGACAUGUCUCUAUCAUCAAACGAUAAUCGCGAAUAUAGACAUAUGAGCGACCUUGGGACUGGUAAUCAAGAUAACUACAGGCAACUUGAAAUUGACAAAAAGAAUGCAGAUCUGCGUAUUAACCAACUGGAAAAGGAGAUCGAACAAUAUUGUCAACUUCUACAAAAUGAACGAGCUAAAGUACGAACGUAUGAAAUUGGUGAUCGUGCGAAUGAGCCAAAGGAGAGGGACAACCGGAGACAGAUCGAGAAGGCUGAAAAAGAAAAGCUCGAAAAUCGCGUGAAUUCCUUACAUAAGAAAUACGAAGCCUUAAUAAGACAGUUGGAAUACUCGAAACAUUAUAUUCUUAGGGCGGAGGAAGAACGUGACGAAGCAAAAAAGGCCUUGAUCGUGGCUAAACAAGAAAUUGCGGCCAUGAAUGAAGAACAUGAGCACCUUAAAGCGACAGCACAUUCUCCGACGCGAAAUCAGAGACCAAACUCUCGAGACGUAUUUUCUUCUUGGUCAGUAAAGACGAAAUCGUCCUUAGCAUCGCGGCCGCAACCAGAUGGGACCAUUAGAACUUUGAGCAGUGAGAGACGAAAGAAUGCAAUUUUUAGUAAGGGGCAGCAUGAUAUCUCAUAUAGUUCCCGUUGUUCUGAUUCAGGGAGCAAUCAACAACGGAAUUAUUUUUAUCCAGAACAAAACGAUGAUAUUUGGGAAGAAAAUUCAAAGAAAAAAAUUUUGCGCCAGAACGGACAAGCUCAACAGAAGGAUAAUGCGGAAGACGAUUCGGGUUCAAGGGAAGAAUAUGAACAUGUUGAUCCCAAAAUUGUUCUACGACCUACCAGCAGUAAAGGGUCACAACAAUCUGGACAUCAAUAUAUUGAUCCUGGGGAUACUGACAGAGUCGAGGAUCUAUACGAAAAUCCCCAACAAGAAACCCAUUUGUUAUCGAAUAACAACUGCCGUCAUUUUAAUAGGGCGCAACGAUAUUAUGAUGAAUUAACGGGCGAAAAGCUAUUAGCAAGUUCUGCAGAGGACAAUAGACAAUUUAUUAGUAUGCGAAAAAGUUCACAUCGUGACCCUUCUCAAGAAUCGUAUGAUCGAACGGGGGAACGCGAAUACUCCAAAGGUUAUUUCAGAGAACAAAAUAGACGAUGGAGAGAUGUAAGAAACGGAAAAUCAUAUCUUAGAAAAAGGGUUCGCGAUGUUGCCGAAACACAUUUACGAAAUGAAAAUGAUUCAGGCGACCAUUGUGAAGUUCCAUUUAUUGUGGAGACGGGCACCGAAAAAUCGUAUUCCGCUACUGCUAAUUUACAACAGGCCUUCGCCACGUUAGAACACCACAAUACUAAUUCAUGUUCUGUGUGUAUGGGGGAAAAUCGAACUUCUAAUAGGAACGAAUCGAAAAAACGCUCAAAGGCUCGACUUAAUCACACCGAUGAACACGAUACAAAUUACGACGCCCAAGAAACCCCUGACAAGGCAUUAGUAAAGGUCAUAAAUGAUUUAACUGACGAAUUAACACAUUUGAAGAUAUAUUACAGUAACUUGGUUGACGAGUAUCAUGCAAUUGAUCCGGUGGACAGUAAGGCCGUCAGGACCGCAUUGGCUGAAGAAAUGAAAGAUGCGAUGGACAGUAUGGAAAUGAAAGGAGAUCAGAUUGCAAUGUUAUAUGAUGUGCAUAAGCGAACGGUCAAGUCUCCGUCACGACCAAGUCAAACGACGAACAAAUCCAAUUCAUUUCAACCCACCAGUAGGCAUAGAAAUAGUACCGCGAGAUCCUCUAAAUGCGCGACAAAGGUUCCGAGUAUAAAUUUGCCAAGAGGUACCCAGAGAGCACAAGAGGUAUUCAAACAUGAUGUAUGA